This is a messenger RNA of Enterobius vermicularis (human pinworm), 1026 nucleotides long. The record is from the annotation of a GenBank genome assembly. NCBI's taxonomy places the organism in Eukaryota, Metazoa, Nematoda, Chromadorea, Rhabditida, Oxyuridae.
AUGUGGCAGCCAGUUUCAAUAUUGGUAACUGGGGGAUGUGGAUUUAUUGGUUCCAACUUUGUUAACUACAUAUUUGACAAAUGGCCAAAUUCAAAGCUGGUGAUUAUUGAUAAACUUGAUAAGAAGAGUGGAGGAACUGAAAAAAAUAUUUUUGAGCAUAUCCGUCACUCAGCACGUUAUAAAUUUGUGAAGGCCUGCUUAUCAGACAAACAAAUGAUCGUCGAUGUUUUGAGAACUUUUCAGGUUGAUACAGUGCUUCAUUUUGCGGCAAUAACGCAUGUUGAUCAGUCAUUUAGCGAGCGUGUUAGCACAAUUAACACAAAUAUUCUAGGCACCGUAAACUUAUUAGAAGCGAUCAGUUUUGACUACAAUGGAGUGAAACGAUUCUUGCACGUUAGCACAGAUGAAGUUUAUGGCGAUUCAGCAAACUGUGAUACACCAAAAAACGAGAAAUCAUUAAUGGACCCAACAAAUCCUUACUCAGCUAGUAAAGCUGCUUGUGAACUUAUCUUGAAUGCUUAUCGACAUUCAUAUAAAAUACCGUCCCUCUUGGUACGAAUGAACAAUGUUUAUGGACCCAGGCAGGUUUGCUCGAAACUCAUUCCCAAGUUUAUACUACUGGCGAUUGAAGGAAAGCCUUAUCCGCUCUACGGUGAUGGCCAGCAUGUUAGGAGCUGGAUUUAUAUCGACGACUGUACAGAAGCAAUAAAAAGAGUUGUUGAAGACGGCAGAAUUGGCGAAAUCUACAAUAUUGGGACCGACUUUGAGAUCACUAACUAUAGUGUUACCCUUCAAAUCCAUGAACAGAUCCAAAAAUUUUACCAAAGAGAAUCCACGUCCCCUCAAUUUAAAAAAAUCGCUGACAGGCCGUAUCACGACCGACGAUACUACAUUGAUACAAGAAAAAUAAAUAACGAACUAAACUGGUCGUGUAAAGUACCGUUUCGUGAAGGCCUACAAAAGACUAUCAAGUAUUAUAUAGAGAAGUACUCAAAUACGAGAAUUAAUACGUCUAUUAGAGGCUAG